Annulohypoxylon maeteangense is the source of this 1905-nucleotide messenger RNA. RefSeq names its product alpha/beta-hydrolase. The transcript is spliced from 4 exons. NCBI's taxonomy places the organism in Eukaryota, Fungi, Ascomycota, Sordariomycetes, Xylariales, Hypoxylaceae. The record is from RefSeq and is a predicted model, not a curated record. Bases 1 to 1905 code for a protein of 634 amino acids.
AUGAAUAAACUCCACGCUGUUAGGAAGAGGAUCAAGCCGUGGUAUAUAUACGCGCUCAUAGCGACGGCGAUAGUUACGCUCGUCGUGGUGCUUUCAACUGUGCUAGUCGCUCGACGGAAUCAUGAGUGGUUUAUUCAGAAAGUCUUGCAUGAUAAGAUGACCGCGUCUAAUCCGGGUACUGCCCGAGUGAAUCUCGGCUAUGCGCAAUACCAGGGCUCACUUGUUGGUAAUGAGGGCAGUGUGGCCCAAUUCCUCGGGAUGCGGUAUGCGGCGCCGCCGACGGGGGACCGUAGAUGGCGGGCGCCGGUCGAGCCUGAGACGGAGGAUUCGGGGGACCAAGCGGCAGAUACUUUCGGCCCCAUCUGUCUAGGUCGCGGAUCCCCAUACCCAAACAGCAAGCAAGACGAAGACUGUCUAUACGCGAACGUAUGGGCACCAGCGAACGCAACAGUAGACUCCAAACUGCCCGUAUGGCUAUUCAUCCAAGGCGGCGGCUACAACACCAACAGCAACGCGAACUGGAACGGGACCUAUCUCCUCUCACAAUCGAACAACAGCAUCGUAUUCGUGAACUUCAACUACCGCGUCGGGCUAUGGGGAUUCCUCGCGACGCAAAACCUGCUCGCGCCCGGAGCCGGGGACCUUAACGUCGGGUUGCGCGACCAAAUCGCGAUGUUGCGGUGGGUGCGGGAGCACAUCGCGCAAUUCGGAGGCGACCCGUCACAUGUCGUGAUCACGGGGACAUCGGCGGGAGCCGGGAGCGUAGCGCUGCAUUUACUGAUGGCGUACGGGGAGCACGGGGAGGGGAGUUACGGCAGCUACGGGAGCUACGGGAACACCAGCUACCCCAGCGACGCCGGGGACACGGAGGGUACCGAUCUCUUCGUCGGUGGGGUGGGUGAGUCCGUGUUUUUCCCAUGGCAGCCACCUCUCGCCGAUCUAGAAUGGCAGUACGAUUUACUCCUCAACCAAACCGGAUGCGGCACGCAAUCCGCCUCUGACCCAUUAACCUGUCUCCGCGGCCUCCCAACAGAAACUCUCCAACCGCUUAACACAGCAUCCCCGUACCCCGGGCGCCCUAACUCUCCCCUCCCCCUCUUCUACUGGACCCCCUGCAUAGACGGGACCCUCCUCCGGGACCUGCCCUACACCCUCUUCUCACGAGGCGAAUUCCUCUCCGUGCCAGUAAUAAUGGGCACAACAACCAACGAAGGCGCCUCCUUCGCAACCAACACGUCCACAGCCGACGCCUUCGGGGUUUUCAUGCAGAACAACUACCCGCACCUAACCACCGCCCAAACCAGCUCCAUCAUCGCGCAAUACCCGCAAGCGCAACAAGCCCCGCAAGCGCAACAAGCCCCGCUCCCAAACCACGCGGCGUGGUUUCCGUCAACGGCAGCUGCGUACGGGGACACUACGUUCAUCUGUCCGGCGAACCACAUUUUGGCAUCGUACACACACGCACCCGUACCUCCCUUCAACGCGGGUGGGGUGAACGGGAGUCAGGUCUGGGGCUACCGAUACGAUGUAUCAGACCCGACGAACGCCGCAGCCGGGGUCGGGGUGCCGCAUAUAUGGGAGUCGUGGGCGGUAUACGGACCUGACGCACUGAACGGGGUUGGCGGGGGGCCCGCGAGUUACUAUUACCCCGCCGGCGUGGCAGCGGGGGUUGUGAAGCCGGUGCAGGAUUACUGGAUUUCGUUUGUGCGGACAUUGGAUCCAAAUGCGGAGAGGAGUGUUGGGGCGCCGGUGUGGGAGGCGUGGAGUGCUGGUGUGAAUGGGACUAGCGACGGAGGGCAAAGGCUGCUGUUCCAGGCGGAGGGGUUCACGAUGGAGCCUGUGGCGGCGGAUUUGCAGGAGCGGUGUGAUUUCUGGAGGGGGCUUGUUCCUGCGACGCAGCAGUGA